This is a messenger RNA of Saccostrea cuccullata (small rock oyster), 4631 nucleotides long. Its product is annotated as RING finger protein 150-like. The coding region runs from base 115 to 1563 and encodes 482 amino acids. The record is from RefSeq and is a predicted model, not a curated record. The transcript is spliced from 6 exons. Lineage: Eukaryota; Metazoa; Mollusca; Bivalvia; Ostreida; Ostreidae.
CACUCAUCAAAACAAUGUUAAUGUAAUGCGUGACGGGAAAGGUUGUAUGUUUUCAUGAAUUUACAAAUGUGUUCUCAUAUAAAUGGCGUAAUCUGUUAAGAAUUGAAAAUUUGGAUGAUUAGAUUUCUAAAAAUGUAUCCAGAGUGUGACUUCAAGAUGACAGAAAGGACGAAAUUCAGCUCUAGAUCUCGUCAGAACUGUCGGAUUAGCAUUUCAAGAUGGAGGUCGCACUUUCCUCUUACAUAUUAUGUGUUCUUGUGCAGUAUGUUAAUUUUUCAAAAUGUGAUUUUUGUAAGUUGUGAAAACGCCAUAUAUACAGCUAAAGUUAAUGUAACUUAUUACGAUGACAUAAAGAACAGCAAAUCUUCUGUUUGGGAGAUGGGGGUGUUUGGAAAUGAUGAAACCUCAAGGGUACAUUCAGCGCCUGGACUUUUGGUGCAUGUGCGUACAGGGGAUAAUAAAACAGAUGCAUGUAACCCAAUAACUAAUGCCCCCAGUAAUAAGCGAUGGGUGGCCUUAGUUCAGAGAGGGUCAUGCACUUUGCCACAGAAAGUUCAGACAUGUUAUUUGGCAAAUGCAUCAGCAGUUAUCAUAUAUGACAAUGAGGAACCCAAGUCUUCAAGUGACUACUCAGCUUAUAAUCUGAAAGGUAACAUAUUGGCCAUCUUUGUCACCAAAUCGGAUGGGCACAAGCUACUGGGUAUCAUGAAGGAUCACAAAGAGGUAAAUGUGCAGAUUUUGGAGGGUCAUUUGAAGAAUGUGAAGAGUAAUACGGACCCCUCCACCCCUACCAACAUCAGCAAGACCUCAGUCAUGUUUGUCUCCAUCUCCUUCGUGGUUCUCAUGAUCAUCUCCCUGGCUUGGCUGGUCUUCUAUUACAUUCAACGAUUCCGAUAUGCACAUGCCAAAGAAAGACUUUCAAGACGUCUAGCCAGCGCUGCCAAAAAAGCCAUUGCCAAGAUUCCUCAGAGAACUCUCAAAGGAGGCGACAAGGAAUUGGAUCCCGAGUUUGAUCAGUGUGCAGUGUGUAUUGAAGGAUACAAGACUUCAGAUGUUGUCAGAACAUUGCCAUGCAAACAUAUUUUUCACAAGUCCUGUGUGGAUCCUUGGUUAUUAGAUCAAAGAAGCUGUCCAAUGUGUAAGCUGGACAUAUUGAGGGCGUACGGGAUGCACGUUAGUCAUUUAAACAGCAGCCAAGAGUCUGUGCAUGCUGAGCCUGAUAGUAAUGAGCUAACAGCUUCUGGACUGGAUGGCGAUCCCAUCAUGAUAUCUUCCGAGGACCGCCACCACCACCACAGGGAGGGAGUGGAGGUCCUGUUGAUAAGUCAUCCAUCAGUGCACUAUCAUGGAUCAGACACUUUCUGUGAUGACAGUGGUGAGUGUGAAGCUCUCACUGAGCCCCCCUCUCCUACCGAGAGUGAACACGAAGUCAUAGACAUUGAGCCGGACUCAGACAGUGAGAACGAGUGCUCAGAAAGAAACUCCUUAAUGUCAGGAGAAAAGUCACGGUCCUACGAUAAAAUGGGAAGAUCGUCAAGUCUUCAUGACACAAGUGAUGUUUAGAGGUUGAUCAGUAUGAAGUAAACCUUGCGUCACAAUACCAAAGAACAAAAGAGGGUAGAUGAACACAGAAGAGGCCAAAGAAAAAGACAGCGGCUAUCUUAGAUAACAUGUAUCUGUACUGAAAUCUCAUUUGUCUUGCUUUGUAUGAAUAUCUGUUUCUUGCAUUGAAUCAAUUAUUCCCAUUGUAGGAUCUCUCAUAGGUACAAAGCAUGCAACUGGUUGUUAGUGGAGCUUAAUUGAACACAAUUUUCAAUUCUUGCACGAUUUUUUAACUCAGCGUGAAAUGUCUUGCAUAACAACAUGAUUAAUAUUUGGUGAUUUUGAUAUUUUUUCAUAGUAAGUUAAAUUCAAUGCCUCUUUUACUCAUUUGGUAAAAUGUAUUUGUUGAUUAUUGGCAGGCAAGCCAAUGCAUCAGUAAAUGAAUAUAUAUAUUUAUGUUGUCUCUGCUUGUUGCAGUGUUUAUAAUGCAUAUAGUCACAGUUCACUCAUUGUAUCAACCAAAUUAAUUCACAUAUGUGAAAGUAAUCAUUGUCAUUAUCUGUUAUAUAUAGGUAUGUACUGUAAAUAUGUUGUGAUGCUGAAAGAGUAUGUAUGUACAGUUUCUUUUAUUUCAAAGUUUAUCUAAGGAAAUUGAGACACCUCUUUGAUUGACAUUUCAAUAUUUAAGUGACAUGCAUCCUUGAUCAUUUUAAAGACACCAUAUGCAGUGUUUUUCUUAUUUUUGUACAAGAUCAUGUCAAAGCAGCAUGGGAUGUAAUUACAUACUGUUUCUGUUUAUAAGUAAAUAUUCCAUUAUUUUGACACAGUCCCACCAUCAAAAUACAUGCAUAAAAUUUGGAAAUAAUAUUAAUGAAAAUAUAUUAAUUCACAGUGUAUAUCAGGUUAGCAUUAUAUCUUGCUUGAAAUGUCUUAAAAGGGUUUACAAUUAGAGACAGAAAAGAAUCAGGACAAGUUCAGACUGAGUGUGGUAUAGUGAAAGUGAAGAAUUAUAGUAAAAGUGAAAGUGCUGUGUAUUAAAAGUAAAAGUAGAGGAGCAUCAUUGAAAUGAAAGUGCUGUGUAGUAAAAGUGAAAGUAGGAGCAAGGCUCCCGAUUAUAUGUUGUUAGUAUAUUGUGUUGCUCUUGUUCAACAGGAUAUUAUUUGAAUGUUACUUAUUAAUGUUGCUGUGCUACAGUUGAAAUUAUUUCCAUGUAUAGUGUAGCCCUGCAGACAACGAAUUUAAGUCAAUUGUGCUAUGUUAUAUGUAGGCUUAAUUAUUGUAUGAUGGCGAUCAGAUGGACAUAUGUUGCACUUGUUAUCAACUCUUCACAAAAUAGCAUGAAAUCUUUCUUUAAAUUUAGGAUAAGAAUUCAGAACCGUUUUUGAAGCAAAUAUUUAUAUAUAAAUCUGGUCUAGAGAAUUUAUUUAUAAAAUUCUCAUAAAAAUGAUGGAAUUUUAAUCUUUUGUUAAAAGCAUUACAUGUUCUUGAUAAGAAACCACAGUAGAAAUAUCUUGGGUUAUGUCUUUAGCACAGCAGCUAUGUGAUAUCUUGUUGAUGUUGUUUAUUUAUUGAUAUUUACACAAUUUAAGGAAGUUCUACCUUUAUUUGACUUCAAUAUUAUGUGUUACAUAUUUAUGUUUUAUGAUAGUGCUCUAUGCCUCAUUAUAAAGAUCUACAGGUUAAUUUAUUUGUGUUAAACAAUGCAUUUUUUUUUUUUGCAGUGUGCUUUGCAAAUUUAUAAAGAACAUAUAACAUGUGAUGCUACCAAGUAAAUGCAAUCAGGUCAUUGGUUGCUUUAUUAAUCAGUGAUUUUAAGACAGAUUUUGGUUUUGGGUGACGCUAAGAUCUAGGGCCCAAUAUAGUAGUGCUUUUGCAUUUACCGUGUAUUGUAGUUUUAUUUAAGGCAGCUUAAGUCGUGUUCAGUUAGAACAUCUACAAAAGGUGGCAUAUUGAUUUAUCAUGUGUUUUAUUAUAACCCACAUUCUUUAUGAUGUCAGAUGAUUAUGUGAAGUAAUUCAUUGCUUUGGACUCUUUUUUUUAAAACUAUGAUUAUUUAUAUUUAAAUUAUUUCAAAUUUUUAAACAUUUUUCAAAAUGUAAGUUUGAUUUGAAAUCCCAAGGCAGUACAUAUACCAUGUUUCAUUCUAAAUUUUUCCUGGUUUGGUCCAAGUUGCAUCAAAGUUUAAUACAUAACCUAGCUUGUAAACUGCAAAUGACCCUUACUUAAUUUAUUAGGUUGUGCCUUGUAAGAAUUACAAAGCAAUUUAAAUUGUGCCUGGUUUUUUUUUUCUGCAUGUGUCUGUGGUUUGUUACCUAACCAUAAGUAUAAACAAAAGUCACAAAAACUAAGUGUAGAGUAGAACAGUGAUAAGAACGUCAAAGGGGUGAGCAAUUAUUGAUAUUCACAGACAAGUUAAGAAUUCAUGGUUAAAGCCCAGUGUAAAAGGUUUAUCACUAGUAACACCUGUAAAUACAACCCAUCACACAGUAACACAGUCACAGGGAAUGUUCACUAAUGGUCCCCUAACACUAACAGCACUGGUUACACACCCUUAUCUGUUUAGGGCAAAGCGCUGAUAUAAAAGAUUUAUUGAAGAGUUACUGGUUAAUAAGAUUCUUUUCAUCUGGUCGAUGUAUUAAUGAUUAUGAUUUUGCAGAUAACAUUUUUUGUUGCAGAUUUCAGAACAUUGCGUUAUCAUUUCCAUUUUUCCAUUCUUCAACAAGCAUAAUCUGAAGCUUAGGUAUACAAACAAAUUGUUUAGCAUCCAUUUGAUUUUAUUAUAUAUCAUACUGUUUGCAUAUAAGUACAGCACAUUGUAGGAGUGUCUGACUAUUGAGUAAAAUCAUGAUGCUAAAAGUUUGUUUUUCUCGACAAUUGUAUGAAUUGUGGUCAUUUUUUGUUUCAAGUAAUAGUACAUGAUGAGAUUUAUACUUGCCAAAAAAUGUAUACUUUCACUGUAAAUUAUACUUUCAGAAAUGUUAUUGUGUGUAUUUUCAGUGCCCUGUAAAUAAAUCUUUCUUAUUACUCUGUUAAUGUCUGAUAGAUGUGGAGUAUCAUACAGUGUUUAUUAAAAGUAACGUUAUUGUAAA